UUGCGUUUUUGUUGUUGCUUUACUCAAGUUUCUUUGUGCAAACCCGAACGGACAUUGUUAUAGCUGAAAAUAGCAGACUUUUGUGUGAUUAAAUUCUCCUAUUUGCAGUGCGCAGUCAGUGUGUUUCCCGGAACACGAGUGUUUUGCUGCGUGGAGCGAAGCGCCGCACUGUGCAGCUGCAGCAACACAUUUACUGCAUUGUUUUCGUUUACAAACGACGAUACAGAAGGAGAAUAAAUAAAUUUUAAAAAAAAAAGAAAAAAAAAACUUUUUUUUUUUUUUUUUUUUUGCCAGUAAUUCGCUGCCCGGACUGCGCCAGCUUGUUUACCUCAGCAAUUCCCGCGAACUGGCUGACGGAGUGCCUCUUAACUUAGCAAAGUUGAACCAGACGCUUCACUGACUACGGCACGGACCGAACACAACUGCAUCUUUUUCUUCGUCUUUUUUUUGCUUUUUGUGUGAGAUAACAUCGUCGCCACUUUUUGGCUAGCGAACAUUUUAAACUUAAUUAAUUUGCCUUGGCGCGCGGGCGGCGGGCUGCCUCGUUAGCCACCGUUAGCCUUUUGUUUCCGCGCCGCGAAGAGAGGCGGCUGUUGCUGGGGAAGUGCUUCAUUGUGGAACUCGCGUUUUUGUUUUUGUCGUCGUUGUCGUUGUCGCUGCUUAUACUGUGAAAGGUUUUGGGUCAUGUCGCUGCACGGGAAGCGAAAGGAGAUCUAUAAAUACGAGGCGCCGUGGACGGUGUACGCCAUGAACUGGACGGUCCGGCCGGACAAGCGCUUCCGCCUCGCGCUCGGCAGCUUCGUGGAGGAGUACAACAACAAGGUGCAACUAGUGGGCCUGGAGGAGGAGAGCUCGGAGUUUGUGUGCAGGAACACAUUCGAUCACCCGUACCCCACCACGAAGAUUAUGUGGAUCCCCGAUACCAAGGGAGUGUAUCCCGACUUGCUGGCCACCAGUGGUGACUACCUGCGCAUCUGGAGGGUCAGUGACACAGAGACCCGUCUAGAGUGCCUGCUCAACAACAACAAGAACUCUGAUUUCUGCGCACCCCUCACCUCCUUUGAUUGGAACGAGGUGGAUCCCAACCUUCUGGGCACUUCAAGCAUUGACACCACCUGCACCAUCUGGGGGCUGGAGACAGGCCAAGUGUUGGGCCGCGUUAACCUCGUGUCUGGUCAUGUGAAGACCCAGCUCAUUGCGCAUGACAAGGAGGUCUAUGACAUUGCGUUCAGCAGGGCUGGGGGGGGCCGAGACAUGUUUGCGUCCGUCGGGGCGGACGGCUCAGUGCGCAUGUUUGAUCUGAGGCACCUUGAGCACAGCACAAUUAUCUACGAGGACCCCCAGCACCACCCCCUCCUGCGUCUCUGCUGGAACAAGCAGGACCCCAACUACCUGGCCACAAUGGCCAUGGACGGCAUGGAGGUGGUUAUCUUGGAUGUGCGCGUCCCCUGCACACCCGUGGCCCGACUCAACAACCAUCGCGCUUGUGUCAACGGCAUCGCCUGGGCGCCACACUCAUCCUGCCACAUUUGCACCGCUGCGGAUGACCACCAGGCCUUGAUCUGGGACAUCCAGCAGAUGCCGAGAGCGAUCGAGGAUCCCAUCCUGGCCUACACCGCCGAAGGGGAGAUUAACAACGUGCAGUGGGCCUCCACACAGCCAGACUGGAUCGCUAUCUGCUACAACAACUGUUUGGAAAUCCUCAGGGUUUAGUUGCCAAAAUGGUUCAUGGGAAGGUGGGAGCACCGCUGUUCGGUGGAAGUGUCGGAGGAGAACAGAUGGAGCAGCUACAGAAUAUGCUGGGCUUUCAGUACAGCUAUGGCAGGUUGUUCCUCUGUCGCACGGUAUGUUCUGGAACGCACUCAUUGCAUUUUAAUAUUGGUUUUGCGCGUAUUGAAAUGUUUCAUUAUUAUUGUAAAUAUUCAUGUUUCUAUUUAAUAUUUCUGUGUUUAAAGUGUGUAUGUGUCACGUUGGGUAUCUCAUGUUGAGUUUGGGCCUUGAAGACCGCCUGUUCCGUUCGACGGUCUUUGCUGUUGAAGUCUGCAGUCUCUGUGAAACAAUGGUGUGCAGCGUUCCUCGAGAGCCAGUCACUCCCCUAAUUUUUCAAGUAAUAACUAUGCAGAACAGUGCUGUGCUGCUGCGGGACUCCUUACUGCUCUCUUUUGGAGGGCUGAAACAUUCGCCUUGUUCGCUUCAGUAUUAUGGCUGCAGAAGAGUCCGCAGUGACCUUAGGAGCCGGCCCCUUUGGCAGGAACAGCGAAUCUCUAGCAGUAGCAGGAGUCGUAAUUUUUCCAAAUCAGUCCAGUGAAAUGACUUAUGAAGCAUAAUUGGCAGCGUUGUACCUUUUCACACUGGACUGUACAUAUCGAAGCAGCCGGAAAGUCAGUUAAGUCAACAUGUAGCCGCCACACGCACCAAGUUUGAAUGUUCGACGACACAUUCGGCCGAGUUGCCAUACAAGCCGUAGAUCCACAUGUUGUCAAUUUUAAUCUAUAAUCGUUUACUUUUUCAUAGGAAAGGGGUUCCUUGUACUGCCAGUGGCGAUAUCGUGUAUUUUCAUUUUAACUAUGCCCUUAAGACAAAUUUCUGUGGUAGAAAAAUAAGUUCUCUGUUCUUUAGGAGCCAAAGUUCAUAUAGAAAGUGUUUGUUUAAUUUUUGUAACUGAAAACCUGUUUAUGACAUUAAUUGCGCUUAUUCCCACCAUGACUGUGGGAAGAAACCAGACAGUGGAAGGGUAACCAGUUGGGUGUCCGAACUGAGCAGCAACUACUGAACUUGUCCAAUAUGUAAUGGGUCCUACACAAGAAUGGGUUCAAAAGUAGUUGAGGUAGCUUGUGGUGGAGCUCCAACACAUUACACAUUACAACACACUUGUGUCUUUUUUCAGUGCUGAGAGUGUUUAGUGUCCAUCUGGUUUUAUUGUAAAACACAUUGGUUUCUUUGGUUUUGGUUUCCUUGAUGAUCCCAGACUGUUUAACAUGCUCUGUGUAUCGG
This is a messenger RNA of Scleropages formosus (Asian bonytongue), 2994 nucleotides long. It is a transcript of the gene dcaf7, whose product is annotated as ddb1 and cul4 associated factor 7. The record is from RefSeq and is a predicted model, not a curated record. The transcript is spliced from 7 exons. NCBI's taxonomy places the organism in Eukaryota, Metazoa, Chordata, Actinopteri, Osteoglossiformes, Osteoglossidae. The coding region runs from base 685 to 1713 and encodes 342 amino acids. Gene Ontology annotation, molecular function: protein binding.